Messenger RNA from Protopterus annectens (West African lungfish), 3130 nucleotides. It is a transcript of the gene MLH1, whose product is annotated as mutL homolog 1. Gene Ontology annotation, biological process: mismatch repair. Gene Ontology annotation, cellular component: MutLalpha complex. Lineage: Eukaryota; Metazoa; Chordata; Ceratodontiformes; Protopteridae. The record is from RefSeq and is a predicted model, not a curated record. Gene Ontology annotation, molecular function: mismatched DNA binding; ATP-dependent DNA damage sensor activity; ATP binding. The coding region runs from base 206 to 2446 and encodes 746 amino acids. The transcript has 19 exons.
CACGGCUUACUGAACUUGACAAAAGUGGACGUAACGUACGUGAAUGGCGAGUUGAAACUACAGCGCGCGAAUGACGUUUAUUGGAAGCUUUUCAUUGAUUAAGAAAUACUCAGGCCACGGGCACUUCUGUUGUGAGCUUUUGUGCAGUUCUGGAGUGUAAUUUAUAUAUAAAUAUAUAUAUACAUAUACACUUUAGUGUUUCGGAAUGACUAAGGCUAUCCAACGCUUGGACGUGACUGUAGUAAACCGUAUCGCAGCAGGGGAAGUGGUUCAGCGACCCUCUUGCGCGAUUAAGGAAAUGAUAGAAAACAGCUUGGAUGCCAAGUCUUCAAGCGUACAGGUUAUCGUGAAAGAUGGAGGAAUGAAACUUAUUCAGAUCCAGGAUAAUGGCACAGGAAUUCGGAAAGAAGAUCUUGAGAUAGUAUGUGAACGAUUUACUACUAGUAAGCUGCAGAAAUUUGAAGAUCUUUCAACUAUUUCAACUUAUGGAUUCAGGGGUGAAGCACUAGCCAGCAUAAGUCAUGUAGCCCAUGUUACCAUAACAACCAGAACAGCUGAUGGCAAGUGUGCAUACAGAGCUUGUUACAGUGAUGGAAAGCUGAAGGGUCCUCCAAAGCCAUGUGCUGGAAACCAAGGCACUCAAAUCUUAGUAGAAGAUCUCUUUUACAAUGUUAAGAUAAGGAGGAAGGCACUAAAAAGUUCAAGUGAAGAGUAUGCUAAAAUUGUGGAAGUUGUCAGCAGAUAUGCCAUUCACAACUCUGGAGUUAGUUUUGCACUUAAGAAGCAUGGAGAGACGUCUGCAGAUGUCAGAAGUCUACCAAAUGCAUCAGUUGUUGACAAUAUUCGGACUAGUUUUGGAAACGCUGUCAGCAGAGAAUUGAUAGAAGUUAGCUGUGAAGACCCAACACUUGCCUACAAAAUGAAAGGUUAUAUUUCCAAUGCCAACUACUCUGUGAAGAAAUGUAUCUUUUUACUAUUUAUUAAUCACCGAUUGGUUGAAUCGAAUGCAUUGCGAAAAGCCAUUGAAACUGUAUAUGCUGCCUACUUACCGAAGAAUACACAUCCUUUCCUUUACCUUAGUCUGGAAAUAGCAGCGCAAAAUGUAGAUGUUAAUGUACAUCCCACCAAACAUGAGGUUCACUUCCUUCAUGAAGAGAGUAUCGUAGAGAGCAUACAGCACCAUAUAGAGAGUAAACUACUGGAUUCUAAUUCUUCCAGGACUUACUUUACACAGACAUUACUUCCAGGACCUGCCUUAUCUACCAGUGAUGUUUCAUCAGUUGCUAAAAGCUCUGGGGAGAAAGUAUAUGCCCAUCAAAUGGUCCGCACUGAUUUCCGAGAACAAAAACUUGAUGUUUUCUUGCAGCCGGCAAGUAGGCCAGCACAAGAUGAAAAGGCAAGCAGUUUGUUGCCAGAAUGCAGUGGUGGAAAACUGGAUGACAAGGAAGGGCAGCAGGAUAUUGAAACUGAAGGAAUGCAUAAUGUAGAUUUGCUGACAGCUGCAAAGGUGUCUACAGUUGAUUCUGCGCAUAAUUUUGAAAACGAGGCCCAAGGCAUAGUUUCUGCACCACCUAGGAAACGGCCACGGACAGAUGUGGAUGUUGAGAUGAAUGAAGGGGCAGAAGAGGAAAGCUGUGAAAAUGAAAUGACUGCUGCUUGUCUCCCAAGGAGGCGAAUUAUCAAUCUGACAAGUAUACAGAUACUGAAAGAUGAAAUUUCCAGCCGUGCACACCAAGGACUGCAAGAGAUGAUACGCAACCACUCAUUUGUUGGCUGUAUCAAUCCUCAGUGGGCAUUAAUUCAGUGUCAAACAAAGCUCUAUUUGAUUAACACCACUAAUCUCAGCCAAGAACUAUUUUAUCAGAUCCUGGUAUAUGACUUUGGAAACUUUGGUAUCCUGAGAUUGUCAGAACCAGCUCCAUUGUACGACCUAGCCAUUCUUGCUUUGAACAGUCCUGAAAGUGGCUGGACAGAAGAUGAUGGCCCCAAAGAAGAAUUAGCAGAGUAUAUUGUGCAGUUUCUAGGAAAGAGAACAGAAAUGCUAAUGGAUUAUUUCUCAUUUGAGAUUGACAAGGAUGGAAACUUGAUUGGAUUACCCCUACUCUUGGACAAUUAUAUUCCUGCUCUUGAGGGAUUACCAAUGUUUAUUUUACGUUUGGCCACAGAGGUGAAAUGGGAUGAUGAGAAGGAGUGUUUUGAGACAUUCAGUAAAGAAUGUAGUACAUUUUACUCUGUCAGGAAGCAAUAUAUUGUAGAAGAUCCUUUGCCAUGUCAGCAGCCAGAAGAGCCUGCUGAAAGUACAACAUCAUGGAGGUGGACAACUGAGCAUAUUAUUUAUAAAGCCUUCAGAACGCAUUUGCUUCCCCCACAACAGUUUACAGAAAAUGGAAACGUGUUGCAACUUGCAAAUCUUCCAGAUCUUUAUAAAGUCUUUGAACGAUGCUAAAAUUGAAGUAGUUUUACAAUCACUUAGUUUUAUUACAUUUAGACUAAAUCUUGAUUAAUCUCUCUGUUCAUAUAAAAUUCCGAUAAUUUAACUUCCAAACAGCUAGGUACCUUUUAAAAAGCAACAGAUGAUUCAGACUUGAAGGACCUGUUACAUCUGAAGUUUUGCAAGAAAACAAAAACUCUUUCAGGAUGCCUCAGCUUCUUGGACCUCCUGGUGUUAAAACACCGUAAAUAUAACACUUCUUGAUGGAUUUGCUGAGAAAAAGAUUGAUAUAUGUUGAAGACAAAUCCAGAAAGCAAGUAUUAAUUACUUGGAAAAUUUGAAUGGGAUUGCCACAGCCAAAUAUUCAACCAUUGUCCUUUUUCUGACUUUUUAUGUAUGUAGGUUACUUCUUUAAUGACAGCAUUUUUUUCUGAUUUGUUGCCGUAUUACUGCCUGAGGUAUUUAUAUAUCUGCUACAGAAAUACCAGAUCAUGCAAGCAUUUUUACAGUUAGUUCCUCCAACUCUGUUCUUGUUGCUUACUAACUGGUUCCACAACUGCAUAAAUUUGUAUUCAUUUGUACUUGUCUUUGUUUCUCAAAGCUGUCUGUGUAAACCCUUUAAUAUAAAAUUUGUAAAGAACAUUAUAACUAGUCUGGGUUUAGAAACUGAAGUUGAAAUAAACUGUAUUACAUUUACAA